Molecule: messenger RNA, 360 nt
Organism: Phytophthora nicotianae INRA-310
Lineage: Eukaryota; Oomycota; Peronosporomycetes; Peronosporales; Peronosporaceae
Exons: 2
Coding region: 1-360 (119 amino acids)
Source: RefSeq, a predicted model, not a curated record
AUGGCAUUCCACGCGCGAUUGCGCGAGCUUAUGCAUGAAGGCUGGAAGUCCCAGCAGUCGACAGGACUUUCCUACGGCUCUUUGCUAUUUCACUCCGAAAAUCCUGAAUCCAAUGCAGAUGCAUUUGACGUUGUGUCAGACGAGCUGCGAGAGCAACAACGGUUGAGGCAAGGAAGCAGUGGUGAGUCCCGGUCUAGUGCGGCGGCACGUGAACAUUCUGAACAAGGCAACACCAAUUCGGAUGGUAACCAUUCCCUGCCAAACGAUUCAGAACGAAGUUCAAACGAAGUGCUGGAUCGGAAUGCCCCUCAACGCAAGAAUAUGGCUCGGAUACACGUCGAGCAGUAUCGGUACCAGUGA